Suillus subaureus is the source of this 504-nucleotide messenger RNA. RefSeq names its product P-loop containing nucleoside triphosphate hydrolase protein. The annotation marks the transcript as partial. Lineage: Eukaryota; Fungi; Basidiomycota; Agaricomycetes; Boletales; Suillaceae. The record is from RefSeq and is a predicted model, not a curated record. Gene Ontology annotation, molecular function: GTP binding. The transcript has a single exon.
CAGAAUAUUGUCAUAUUUGGAACGACGGGGUCAGGAAAGAGCUCCAUUGUCAACAUUCUCUUAGAAAGAGAAGAAGCGCCCUCGUCAAACGAUGCAAUGGGCUGCACAGCAACAGUCGACAAUUACGAUGUCUCAAUCGAUGAGAGGAAAUAUAGAAUAUGGGAUACUCCUGGGCUUAACGAGGGCUCCGAGGGACUCGUCCCUGCAAAACUGGCCCUCAAAAACCUCAAGUCUUUCGUCAAAGAACUCAUGCGCGACAAAAGUCGUGCUCCUCUUUUCAUCCUUUGUAUUGAAGGAUCGCAGGAUGUAAAAGCCCAGCUGCGCCAUUAUGAUAGCCUCAAAUCUACCAUUGGCGCUGCUCCCUUUUCCAUCGUAGUCACGGGUAUGGACAGGUGUUGGUCAAGCCCUUGGAGCAAGUGGUGGGGCGAGCACCGGAAGGUUCUGCAAUCGUUCGGUGUGGAUAGCGUAGACCAUGCAUGCGUUUGUACGCUGUUGGAUGGUGAU